CAGAAGGACUUUGUCACAUAUUCUGACAAAAAUAAUGUCCCUCCACCUGAUUUGUGCAGCCCUGCUGGGCUUAGGCUCAUAUUACGUGGAAACAACAGGGAACAUCUCUUACCCAAAAACUCUACCAUGCGAUGUUAGCGAGGUCGACAAUGGGACUGCGGUGAAAGUGGAUUGCACUGAAAGGUAUCUCAAGGAAGUUCCCAUCGCCAUCCCAGGAGAGACUACCAAUCUGACUCUCACCAUCAACCAUAUUCCAAACUUGAACUCGACCUCCUUUCAGGGUCUUGACAACCUAACAGAAAUUGACAUGAGGUGCAACUGUGUACCCAUCAAAAUCGGCCCAAAGGACAACAUGUGCACAAAGAGUUUGACAAUUAAGGAGGAUACCUUUACUGCACUAAGGAAUUUGCGAGCACUCUAUCUAGAUGGGAAUCAACUUGACAGCAUUCCUAGAGGCUUGCCAUCAAAUCUUGUCCUAUUGAGUUUGGAAGUAAAUCAUAUUUUCCACAUUUCUAAUGAAAAUCUUUCGGAGAUCCAACAUGUUCAGGUACUUUACUUGGGACAAAACUGCUAUUAUCGCAACCCCUGUAAUGUUUCUUACUAUAUAGAAGACGGUUCAUUCUCAAAAAUGGAAAACUUAUCAAUAUUGUCUCUUAAGUCAAACAACUUAUCCUUUAUUCCACAUAGAUUGCCUGCAAGUCUAAAAGAGUUAUAUCUAUACAAUAACAACAUUCAAAAGAUCUCUGAUCAGGAUUUUGAAAACUUGACAAACCUUGAGAUUUUAGAUAUUAGUGGAAAUUGUCCACGGUGUUACAACGCCCCUUUUCCAUGCACCCCGUGCCCAAACAACAGUCCACUACAAAUCAGUAAGGGAGCUUUUAAAUUGUUGACAAAACUGAAAACAUUACGUUUGCACAGUAACUCCCUGACAUCCGUGCUGCCUGAAUGGUUUACUAGUCCAAAGGAUUUGAGAGUGCUUGACCUCUCAUCAAACUUUUUAGCCAGAGAUAUUGGAUCCACCACCUUUCCUCUGUCCUUGGGCAAGCUAGAAGAAUUGGACCUGUCUUUUAACUACGAGCUCCAGAGGUAUCCUGAAACUCUGAGACUGAGCGACAGUUUUGCCUCCCUCAAGUCUCUCAAAAUUCUCAGGAUAAAAGGCUAUGUGUUUCAGCAACUAAAGCCAGAGAGCAUCGCUCCUUUAAAACCUCUACUAAAUUUAGAGGUUGUAGAUCUUGGCACGAACUUUAUCAAAAUGGCUAACCUCAGCAUUCUGAUGGAGUUAAAAAGCUUUCAAAUAAUCAGCUUAUCUGAUAACAAAAUAUCUUCCCCUUCUGAUUCUCAAAAUGUGUUUAGUUUUAAUGGUGGUGAGCCCAUGCAAUGGUCCCCCAUGUCAGCUGCUGAUCAGUUCAAAAACAAGGAAGUGAGAGAGAUUCAUUACUUCAGAUAUGAUGAAUAUGCUCGCAGCUGUAAAUAUAAAGAUAAGGAACUUGGAAUCGUUACUUUAUUUGUCAAGAAGGAAUGCAGCAAGUUCGGCAAAACAUUAGAUGUGAGCAGAAACAACAUAUUUUUUUUGCAUUCAAGGUUUUUAAAUCUUAAGGAGUUAAGGUGCCUCAAUCUAUCUGGAAAUGCAAUGAGCCAAAGCCUGAAUGGAACUGAGUUUAGCAAUCUGACUAAUUUGCAGUACCUGGACUUCUCAUCAAAUCGGCUGGACCUACUUUACUUCACUGCAUUCAAAGAGCUAAAAAAUCUAGUCAUAUUGGAUAUAAGUAAAAAUAAUCAUUACUUUGAGUCAGAGGGGUUGACUCAUAUGCUCAAUUUUACUAAGAAUUUACCAAAACUCAAAAUACUCUUGAUGAAUCACAAUAAGAUUUCUACUUCCACCAACACAGAAAUGGAAAGUGAAUCUUUAGAGAGGUUAGAGUUCAGAGGAAAUAGGCUGGAUAUGCUAUGGAGAGAUGGAGACACAAGGUACAUCAACUACUUCAAAAAGUUGGUUAAUCUGAGAGUGCUUGACAUCUCUUCAAACAACCUUCGAUCAGUUCAACGAGAAGUCUUCAGAGGAUUGCCAGACAAGCUUUCUGAUCUCUACAUUAAAAAGAACAAAUUGUCCUUUUUUGCAUGGGGGGAACUCCAACUUUUGCACGAUCUAAAAGUAUUAGACCUCAGUGGAAAUUACCUUACCUCUGUGCCAAGAAUGCUGUCAAACUGUACCUCAUCACUUGAGAAACUUAUUUUACAUGACAACAAAAUCAAAAAACUUACACCCAAUUUCCUCCAAGAUGCUUUUAAUUUAAAAUAUCUGGAUCUUAGCUAUAAUCUUAUAAGGUACAUUGAGCAAUCCAGCUUCCAUGAUGAAGUCAUUAAGCAAAUGGACAUGUUGCUUCUGCACAAAAACAAUUACAUGUGCACAUGUAAUGCCUCGUGGUUCAUCACUUGGCUAAACAAGACUAACGUAACCAUCCCCCGCCUGGGAAUAGAUGUUAGCUGUGCUUCUCCUGGAGUACAGAAAGGUCAUCUUGUGGUCUCAGUGGACCUACAGGCCUGCCAGCACUCCCUCAUGUCAAUCAUCCUUUACACUCUCAUGACCUCCCUACUCCUUGGCUUUCUUACUCUGUCCAUCUCUAGUCAUCUCUUCCUAUGGGAUGUCUGGUACAUUUAUCACUUCUGCAGGGCCAAGCUCAAGGGUUAUUUACGCCUGCAUUCUCAAAAUGAAGUCUACGACGCCUUUGUGAUGUAUGACAAAAAUGAUCCUGCAGUAUCAGAGUGGGUGAUGAAGGAGAUGUGCCCUCAUUUAGAGGAACACGGAGACCACCGAUUGACCCUGUGUUUGGAGGAGCGAGACUGGGUCCCUGGUUGUCCACUGAUUGACAACCUCUCGCAGAGCAUCCACAAGAGCAAAAGAACUGUAUUCAUUCUGACAAAACAAUACAUCAAAGAGGGUCAUUUUAGGACAGCAUUCUACAUGGCCCAUCAAAGACUAAUGGAUGAAAAAAAUGAUGUCAUCAUUUUGAUUUUUUUACAAAAGGUGUCUUGCAAUUCAAGGUAUCUCCGCUUACGAAAAAGACUGUACAAGCGGUCUGUGCUCGAGUGGCCAACAAACCCUCAGGCACAACCAUACUUCUGGUUCAGACUCAGGAGUGUAUUAGCUACUGAGAGCCACAAACAAUAUAGCAAUCUCUUCAAAGAAAUUCUCUGA
Cyprinodon tularosa is the source of this 3196-nucleotide messenger RNA. RefSeq names its product toll-like receptor 7 (gene tlr7). Gene Ontology annotation, molecular function: protein binding; pattern recognition receptor activity. The coding region runs from base 35 to 3196 and encodes 1053 amino acids. Gene Ontology annotation, biological process: defense response to virus; positive regulation of interleukin-6 production; canonical NF-kappaB signal transduction. Lineage: Eukaryota; Metazoa; Chordata; Actinopteri; Cyprinodontiformes; Cyprinodontidae. The record is from RefSeq and is a predicted model, not a curated record. The transcript is spliced from 2 exons. Gene Ontology annotation, cellular component: plasma membrane.